CAAUGAAUCAGCGAAAAAUUGAGAAGAAACAAAGCCAAAAAAAAAGUUACCUAGGUGAGUGAAAAUGGCGAAUAUUGUUGGCGGAGCUGGAAUUCCAAUGAUCGUGUGGAACGAAGAGGGAAAGAGAUUUGAAACAAAUGACAAAGAAGCGUAUUUGGAGUAUAAGCUCAAAAACAACGGAAAAGUGUUGGAUUUGGUACACACUUAUGUUCCUCCUUCCAAGAGAGGUUUGGGUUUGGCUUCUCAUCUCACUGUCGCCGCCUUUAAUCACGCCAACUCUCACUCCUUGUCGGUCAUUCCAUCUUGUUCUUACAUCUCUGGAACGUUUCUUGUGAAGAAUCCUUCUUGGAAUUCUGUGGUGUACAAAGAGAAUGAUGCAUCUAAUCUCUAAACCUACUAGGCAGCUUGGUGUGGUUCUAAACAGUUGUAUGUUUUCAUCAGAAUUAGGAGAUAUGGUGAUUAAGUAGCUCAGCUACUCAGAAUAAGUGUGCUUGGAUUUAUGGCAGAGAAUGCUAAAUUUGAUUUUUGUCUUCUAUCAAAAGUGAUAUUAAUAAAAACUCAGUUGUUUGGUUA
This is a messenger RNA of Vicia villosa (hairy vetch), 573 nucleotides long. RefSeq names its product acetyltransferase At1g77540. The transcript is spliced from 2 exons. NCBI's taxonomy places the organism in Eukaryota, Viridiplantae, Streptophyta, Magnoliopsida, Fabales, Fabaceae. The record is from RefSeq and is a predicted model, not a curated record. The coding region runs from base 65 to 391 and encodes 108 amino acids.